AAGAUGAGCAAGGAUCCGACCAUGGAGGUUGACGAGGAUGAAGAGGCAAGACAGGUCCCACAGAAAGAUGAGGAUGAUGAUGCUGAGGAUAGUUCUAGUGAUGAUGAUGAUGGAGAGGAUAAUGUUUAUAUACCUGGAGAUAAACUUGAGGAGGGAGAAACUCUGACGGUUGAUGAAAAUGCAUAUAAUAUUUACCAUCAGUGUAGCCUAGGACCUCCUUGUUUAUCAUUCGAUAUUAUUCACGAUCAGGUGAAGCAGGAUUAUCCUUUAAGUGUGACAUGUGUUGCUGGUACUCAGGCUGCUAAGGUGACAGCAAACAACAUUAUAGUAUUCCGGAUGAGUAACUUGAACUGUGUCCGUCCGAGGGAUGAGGACGAGGAUAGUGAUAUCGAUGAACCGGAAGAGGAGAAACCGUUCCUAAAGAUGGCCGGGAUAAAACAUGCAGGAUGUGUCAAUAGAGUUAAAUACACUAAGAUAGGUCCAACCCCUGUAGCUGCAGCCUGGGGUGAGAAUGGAACUGUUGGAGUAUGGAACCUGACGAAUGUUCUCUCCAGACUAGAUUUACCAGGGAAGGAGGUUUACAAGGAGGAAACUACUCCGCUCCAGGCAUUCUCAGGACACGGGACAGAAGGGUUUGCUCUAGACUGGAGCGGGACAGAAUCAGGAGUUCUAGCCUCAGGAGAUUGUAAUAAGAAUAUCCAUGUGUGGAGUCCAGCGGAGGGAGGAGUUUGGAAUAUCAAUUCAGCUCCAUACUCAUCCCAUACAAGAUCUGUAGAAGAUAUAAGAUGGUCUCCGAAUGAAAAAAGUGUGAUGGCGUCCUGCUCCUGUGAUAGAACAAUAAAAAUCUGGGAUGUGCGUGCUGAGCCAAGCCAGGCCUGCAUGUUAACCCAGGGAAAUGCGCAUUUUUCAGACGUGAACGUGAUCGACUGGAACCCAAGUGAUCCUUUUAUCAUUUCCGGCGGGGACGACGGAAUUAUUAAAGUCUGGGAUUUAAGAAGUUUCGGCGGUAUUUCCGACCCUGUUGCAACCUUUAAACAUCACACCAGUCCAGUGACGAGUUUAGAGUGGCAUAAAGACGAUAAUACAGUGUUUGCUAGCAGUGGAGCGGACGAUCAGAUUGCAUUGUGGGAUCUAGCUCUAGAGAGAGAUACAGAAGCUGGAGCUGAAGAUGAGAAACUAAAGGGUUUACCUCCACAACUUCUCUUUAUACACCAGGGUUUACAAGAUAUAAAAGAGGUUCACUGGCACUCGAAAAUAUCUGGCCUUAUUGUCGCAACUUCACACACGGGCUUUGAUGUUUUCAAAACAAUCAGCGUCUAGCAUUUUUUUGCCACAAAUUUUCUAUUUUUUUUUCAGAA
Messenger RNA from Eurytemora carolleeae, 1358 nucleotides. RefSeq names its product glutamate-rich WD repeat-containing protein 1. The record is from RefSeq and is a predicted model, not a curated record. Lineage: Eukaryota; Metazoa; Arthropoda; Copepoda; Calanoida; Temoridae. The coding region runs from base 4 to 1320 and encodes 438 amino acids. Gene Ontology annotation, molecular function: protein binding. The transcript has 10 exons.